AGUGCGAGGUUAGGUGUGCGCGUGCGUGUGUGUAUGCGACACACACCAAAGGAUAUACACAAUCGACGCGAUAACAGAUAAAUACCAUCGUGUCUCGAGUAUACAUAAACACGGUUGCUGCGUCUAUUCGCAGCUCCCUAACGACGUGGUGCUGGUGCGUGCUUGUGUGCCAAAAGGAGUGCGAAAAGCGCGACAAAUACAGAUAUACAUGAUACACGCGAGUGAUUUCGACGCUGGGCUUCGGCGGGAUUAUGCGUAGUAUCGUCCUCCCUGUGCAGGCUGCUCGCCGAGAAGCGUGAUAAAAUUGAAAGGACAGAAGGCAAAGAUGUACCGACCGAAUUUCUACGAGAGCACGUGUCUGCGUUGCCAGCAGACAGUCUACCAAGUAGAUCGCGUUGGUCCAUUAAAGGAUUUCACGUUCUUUCAUUCGGGAUGCUUCAAGUGCGCGAUAUGCGGCACGAAGCUGACGCUCAAGACGUACUACAACAACCAGCACACAAUCAAUGACAAAGAAGUCUACUGCAGCAGCCACGUACCAAAACCAGGACCUGGCACACUCGACGGCUCGAGCGUCGGUAUUCGAAGUGCUUUGAACGUACCCAGAAGUGGCUACGUCAACGAGCAAAUUCGCGCUGGCGGCUCGCCCAGACCUGUUUAUCCCCACAGUUACGACAGCGCAGAUUCGCCGACUAGGCACACGAACGGUCACAGUCACUUAUCAUCGCCAGGAUGCCACUCGUCGUCGCCUCAUCAGAAUCAACACAACUACAACAAUCAUCAUCAUCAUCAUCACAAUCACGAUGGCUAUCAGUACGGGCGUUUCGAUGCCUCGGCGCUGCACAUCGCUCACGCGCUCAAACAGACCGAGCUCCAAAAGGGCUACAGCAAAGCUAGAGAGAAGCCCAUCGAUUACUAUUUGGACAGGGACGAGCAGACGCGACUAGAAAUGAAGCACCGCAAAGAGGAGGACGACCUUUACCGGAAGUUUGCGCAUCAUCGCGAGGAGGAGGAUCGCCGAAUACGCGAGGAGUUCCGGGACGAGUGGGAAAAGGAACUCGAACAGUUGUCCGAGAAAUGGGAGCGAAAAGGUCGUACGCAACAGUUCCAACAAGAGAAAGAGGAUCUGGAAAAGAAUAUGACGCUGCGCAGGGACAAGAAGAAGGAGAGCCUGACGAGGAAAAUGCUCGAGCACGAAAGGGCGGCGACGGCGGCACUCGUGGAAAAGCAAAGUUCCGAGAUGCUGGAGUUGAUUAAUGAAGCGCGUAGCGAGUACAUGCAACAAGAGAGUCUCUAUCUCGACGAGGGCGUCGAUUAUAUUCACGGCCAACCACCGAGUCCAUAUCCAUCGCGUGCACCACCACCACAUCCACCUGCUCUCGCUAAAUAUCAUUUGUAUAACGAUCCUCUGGAGUUUGCUGAUAUAGAUCAGAUUGCUAUUUCGGUUGCUCAGGAAGACCAAAAGACCUUCACAGACUUGGUUCGCCAAUUGGUCAGCAAAUGCGGCUCGGACAUCGAGAAAGCACGCACGAUUUUCCGUUGGAUUACCGUGAAGAACCUGAACACGAUGCAAUUCGACGAGAAUUUACGUGGCGAUACCCCAAUGGGUCUUCUCCGUGGAAUCAAACACGGCACCGAAUCUUAUCAUGUUCUAUUCAAACGACUUUGCAGUUAUGCCGGUUUACACUGCGUCGUGAUCAAGGGAUACAGUAAAUCGGCGGGUUACCAACCCGGUGUGAGAUUCGAGGAUAAUCGCUUCAGAAACAGCUGGAACGCCGUUUAUGUCGCUGGCUCGUGGAGGUUCGUACAGUGCAAUUGGGGCGCAAGGCAUUUAGUCAAUGCCAAAGAGGUGCCACAUCUCGGACAGCCGAAGGAGAAGAGCGACAGUCUGAGAUACGAGUACGACGACCACUACUUCCUAACGGAUCCCCGCGAGUUUAUCUACGAGUUCUUCCCGCUGCAAGAGGAGUGGCAAUUACUUAAACAACCCAUUUCCCUCAAAGACUUUGAGGAAUUGCCGUUCGUUCGCUCGCUCUUCUUCAGGUAUGGGUUAUACUUCCCCGACACUAACACCAAUGCGGUGAUGUAUACCGAUGCAACGGGUGCAGCAACAGUUAGGAUAGCGAUGCCUGCCAAUAUGCAAUCCUCCCUUAUCUUUCAUUAUAAUCUCAAGUUUUACGACAGCGACGGUGACAAUUACGACGGCGUCUCGUUGAAGAGAUUCGUUAUGCAAUCUGUUGUUGGGAAUUUAGUGGCUUUCCGUGUGCACGCGCCGUGUUCGGGUGAUUUUCUUCUCGACGUAUUCGCCAAUGCUGUAACACCAAAGGAAUACUUGACAGGCGAACCUAUGAAGUUCAAAAGUGUAUGCAAAUUUAAAAUUGCUUGCGAGGAGCUGCAAACUGUUAUGGUACCAUUACCCGAUUGCGCGAGCGGUGAAUGGGGACCAACAAAAGCUACGAGAUUGUUCGGACUUGUACCGAUUACCCAUCAAGAAGCAUUGGUAUUUGCGGGACGUGAGUUGGAGGUACAAUUUCGCAUGUCGCGGCCAUUGACCGACUUUAUGGCGACUCUUCACAAAAAUGGCAUCGAAGAGAAACGAUUGUCAAAGUACGUGAGCCAUUUGGUGACAGACGACGAUGUCGUAACAUUCACGAUAAGCUUUCCAGAGGAAGGACAGUAUGGUCUUGAUAUAUACACACGUGAAUCGACAACUCCCACGCAUCACGAUGCUUCUGGCGAGAAACACUUACUUACCCAUUGCUGCAAAUACCUUAUUAACUCUAGCAAGAGAAAUUAGGAUGUACGCUUGAAUAAUUUUAUUGUUGAAGAAAACAUUUAUUUUUGUAUUUUAACACUCUGAAAGCAAGAUGACUUUUAUAAUGAUUCAAUAUUUCAGAUAUUGAAAAUUAAUUUCGAUUGUUAUUAUAAACAUUCCGUCUUCCAACAUACUAAUUAAUCAGUCACUUACUAAGACUUAUAUAUUACAUUCUAUACAGUUACCUCUCACGUUACAUGGCAGCAAUAUUUUGUCUUUGUUAAACAUAAAUUUUUUUAUAAUCGCAUAAAAAUGUUCUAAAAUUAUUGAUCACUUUUUAAUGCUACAGAUUUAUAUGUAUUUUAAUCAUCCCAAAACAAAAACAAACAAUAUUUUUAUAUGUACAAAAUAUUAUUUCUACACUGAAUUGUUUUAUUAUGAAUAGUUUUUAAUAAAAGUAUUUUUAUGAAAAGGCGAUAAAAAUGUCACUAAGAAAUAUA
This is a messenger RNA of Phymastichus coffea, 3252 nucleotides long. It is a transcript of the gene Hil, whose product is annotated as hillarin. The transcript is spliced from 11 exons. Bases 326 to 2794 code for a protein of 822 amino acids. The record is from RefSeq and is a predicted model, not a curated record. Lineage: Eukaryota; Metazoa; Arthropoda; Insecta; Hymenoptera; Eulophidae.